GUAACCGUCAACUCAAUAUCAUCAUCACACAGACACACACACUAACCCAACCAAACCAACAAAACAAAACAAACCAAAACAAAACACAAUUUCAAAAUCAAACCACAACACAUACAUAGUGACAAACACACCAAUAACAUUUUCAACUCUCUCUCUCUCUUCUAUUCUCUUCCCUUUCUCUCACAUCACAUCUCAACAAGUCAAAAAACAAGAAAAAAAAGUAAUAAAGCAAAUACACAAAACAAAACAAAACAACACUCUCUCCUUUUCUUUUCUUUUUUCUCCCAUCUCCUCACUUUCCUCAUUUUGUUUUUCUCUUUUUUCUUUUUUUACUUACUCUUCUUUUUAUUUUUAAAUUUAUUUUUCUUACCCUUUAACUCUGCUCUUCUUCCCUCCUUCCCCUUAGUCCCUUUCUAAGUUUAGGAUUGGACUUAGGCGGUUGGUUGGGUUCAACUGAACCGGAAAUUCGUCAAAUGUGAUGGGAAAUGGAGUUUCGUCCCUCUGUUCUUGCUUUGAACCGGUUAACAACAACCGGACCAAAAAGAACCAACAAGUUAUUUUCACUCAAGAAGAACCAUUGGAUGAAACCCUAGGUCACUCUUUCUGUUACGUUAGAUCUUCGGCUCGGUUUAUUUCUCCAACUCACUCCGAUCGGUUUCUCUCUCCUUCAACUUCACUUCGCUUUUCACCAACUCACGAAUCGGUACCCAAAACCCGACCCGAUUUUCCUGAAACAACUUUCAAAGCUAUUUCUGGUGCUUCUGUUAGUGCUAAUAGUUCUGUUCCUAAAACGGUUAUUCAGUUAGAGGAAGAAUCUUCAUCUGCACCACCUGUAUUUGAUUCUGCCGUCAAGGGUAGUAUUGUCAAUGGCUUUGAAAGUACGUCGUCGUUUUCUGCUCUUCCGCUUCAGCCUGUUCCGAGAGGUGGUGAGCUUUUUGAGGGGAGCGGUUAUUUUCUCUCCGGUCCGAAUGAGAGCGGUGCGCAUUCUGGACCGAUUAACGCAGGUUCUGGCGUUGAUUCAGGUUUCUCCGGUGGGAGAGACGUUCCUUUUUCGGCGCCGUUAGGGGGGGUGUAUGGAAGGAAGAAAGGUGUGUCUGGGUUUAGGAAGGCGUUUCAAAGGAAGGUGUCGGAUAAGAAACGGCCGUGGGUGGUGCCGGUGUUGAAUUUUGUUGGGAGGAAGGAGGUUCCGGUGACUGAGGGGAGGGAGAAGCUGGUGGAGGUGAAGAGUGAGAGCAAUGUGCAGUGGGCGUUAGGGAAGGCUGGGGAGGAUCGGGUUCAUGUGGUGGUUUCAGAGGAGCAGGGGUGGUUGUUCGUUGGGAUUUACGAUGGUUUUAAUGGUCCCGAUGCACCGGAGUUUUUGAUGGGUAAUAUGUACCGUGCUGUUUAUAAUGAGCUUCAGGGUUUGUUCUGGGAAGUUGAAGAAACAAUGGAGAGUAAUCCUGUUGAGGUCAAAGACAAAACGGAGGGAGAAAAUUCCGGUGCUGGUUUGGUGAAUGUGGUUCGCGAGACUGAAACUGGAACGGUUAGUAAAAGGCGUAGGUUGUGGGAGUUCCUGGCGGAAGACCCUGAAGAUGGACUUGAUCUUUCUGGGUCCGAUAGGUUUGCAUUUUCUGUUGACGAUGCACUCAGUGUUAGCAAUUCCAAUGCAGGUUCUGCCAGUAGUAGACGGUGGCUUUUGCUGUCUAAACUGAAGAAUGGGUUGUCCAAGCAUAGGGAGGGUAAUGGUAGGAAGUUGUUGCCGUGGAAUUUGGGGAAUGAGGAAGAGAAAGAAGAAAAGUCUGAGGUGGAAAACAAACCUUCUGCUUCUGGUACUGGCAGUGGUGGUGGGAAGAGACGGAAAUUGGGUCCGGUUGAUCAUGAUUUGGUUUUGAAUGCAAUGUCUCGGGCGCUUCAAGUAACAGAGCUUGCAUAUUUGGAUAUGACGGAUAAGCGUCUGGAUACAAAUCCUGAACUUGCUUUGAUGGGUUCUUGUCUGUUGGUUGUUUUGAUGAGGGAUGACGAUGUGUAUGUUAUGAAUGUUGGGGAUAGCCGUGCAAUUGUUGCGCAUUAUGAGCCCAAGGAGGGUCAGGAUACUUCCAACAUGGAACCUGCAAGCAAGGAACAACAUGUUGGUGUUGGUUCCAGCAGUGGGAGCAUAGUUGAGGAGUUAUUAGCUUUAGAUGGUACUCAAACUGAAGGUGCAGUGAAGGUAGGGAAUCAGGGUCCUGCUCAAGAAAUGAGGUUGGCGGCAUUGCAGCUAUCUACUGACCACAGCACCAGCAUUGAAGAAGAAAUUAUUAGAAUUAAAAAUGAGCAUCCUGAUGAUCCCCAUUGUAUAGUCAAUGAUAGAGUUAAAGGUCGUCUUAAGGUCACCAGAGCAUUUGGGGCAGGAUUUUUGAAACAGCCCAAGUUGAAUGCUGCAGUACUGGAAAUGUUUCGUAAUGAAUAUAUUGGAACCGCCCCAUACGUAUCUUGCUUCCCUUCUGUACGUCACCAUAGAUUAUGCCCAAGGGAUCAGUUCCUGAUCCUCUCAUCUGAUGGUUUGUAUCAAUAUCUAAACAAUGAAGAAGUUGUUUCUCAAGUUGAGAGCUUCAUGGAAAAGUUCCCAGAAGGAGAUCCCGCCCAACAUUUAAUAGAAGAACUGCUUGUCCGUGCAGCCAAGAAAGCUGGAUUAGAUUUUCAUGAAUUGCUGGAUAUCCCGCAAGGAGAUCGGAGGAAAUAUCAUGAUGAUGUUACUGUCAUGGUGAUAUCGCUUGAAGGAAGAAUAUGGAAAUCGUCAGGCAAAUAUCUGUGAGGCCUUCAACAUUCAUAACAUUUUUUCCACCAGUGAUUGCCCUGAAAAUGAUGCCAUAGUUUCGCAGCUGAUCCAUUUUUCAUGGAUCUGACUAUUUUCCUGGUCUUCAACAAAAAAAUUAUCACCAAGGAAUCUCAAAUUUUAAUGGCAAGAGGCAAACAGUUACAUCUCUAUCAAGAAUUGAAGACCUGAAUGCAAUUUGGUAUGAUCUAAGAAUGGUGACAUUGCAGACAGGCUUUUGGAAAUUUUCUUUAGGAGUGGAAAAAAGAAAAAGAAAGUACCGUCUUUUAAACUGUUUCUUUUACCAUUCGCAUUUCGGCUUCCACCCCCUCCCUCUUUUUUGCAGUUAUAGAGAUGAAAAAUGAUAGAAAUUUUGCACAGCGAAGGUCCUUUCUAUUUAUUUUUAUUUUUUCUUUCUUUCUUUCUUUAUCUGGCUGAGCCAAGUAAAAUGUUGGUGUAUAUUGGUGGGGAUACAAGUGUACUGAUUUAACUGGAGCAGUUCUUAGUCAGGAAUGACAAUCUCUGUAGCCAAGGUGGAUUUUCACCAUAGCAAAUUAACAUGAUUCUAAAUUAGAGAUGGAAAUCAAA
Messenger RNA from Trifolium pratense (red clover), 3361 nucleotides. RefSeq names its product protein phosphatase 2C 29. The transcript is spliced from 4 exons. Lineage: Eukaryota; Viridiplantae; Streptophyta; Magnoliopsida; Fabales; Fabaceae. The record is from RefSeq and is a predicted model, not a curated record. Gene Ontology annotation, biological process: protein dephosphorylation. Bases 479 to 2773 code for a protein of 764 amino acids. Gene Ontology annotation, molecular function: protein serine/threonine phosphatase activity.